Messenger RNA from Caenorhabditis elegans, 1051 nucleotides. It is a transcript of the gene F52E10.4, whose product is annotated as Protein phosphatase 1 regulatory subunit 1B. The transcript has 4 exons. The record is from RefSeq and is marked reviewed. The coding region runs from base 63 to 527 and encodes 154 amino acids. NCBI's taxonomy places the organism in Eukaryota, Metazoa, Nematoda, Chromadorea, Rhabditida, Rhabditidae.
CUCCAUCUCACACUUUGCUAAUCCAUUCUCUAUGACUCAGAUAUUUAUUCAGUCAACGCUCGAUGAGACCCAAUUCAUUCAAAUCAACUAGGCUCCAAGCCGAAAAUAGCACAAAAUCUGAGGACAGUGGGAUUAUGGAGGAACUGGACACCACAACCUCGUCCUCUUCAUCAACUGCUACACCUUGCAAAGUCCCACGCAUCUGCGACAGUGAAGAACGACGUCGACGUAUGCAAAGUGUAUUCCCUUUACAAUCAAAAUAUAACAAGUCCACUGUAUCAAUGGGUCGGAAACUAGUGAAGAAAGCCCAAAACACUCGCCAAAAAAUGGAAUCCAGCCAUAACCGCCGCCAGCGUCAUUUCCAAAUCCUAGAGCAACUUUGCCAGGACACUAAAGAUGAUAGAAACUGUGAUGAUGGCAAAAAGGAGGAAUUUGAAGAACCACCACCAAGACCUCCAACAAGACGAUGCAUGUUCUACCGAGACGACACAGAAGUUGUCAAAGUGCUACGAGCUAAACAGUUCUAAAAAACUACCAAAUGCUCAUCUCUUCCGUAUUUUCAACGCCAAUAAUAUGACAAAUUCAUAGACAUUCAUUGCUGCCUCCUUUUGUUUUAGCACUUCAUUUCUCAACGUUUCGUCGUCAUUUCAAUUACUAGUCUGGUUAAUUUCCUUUCAGUGUUUUUCUCUUCUCAUUUUUAAAAAAUUUCUUUGUUUUUAUAAUAUUCAAAAAAAUUCAAAAAUCUUCACAAUCCAAAAAAUUUUAUCAUUGCAAUUUUUCAUUGUUCUCUGUUGUUGAAAGUAUUUUUUUUAAUGUAUAAAAAUCUCUAAUACCAACGCAUUUUCUUUUUUUUUGUUGUUUAUUUGAAGAUCCCCGUUUCUAGUUGUUUUUUGUCUCCAGUGAGAAUAUUGGUCGUGUAGAUUUUACGUAACUGUGAUCUUCCCCAUCUUGCUAAAGUUCAUUCCUGAAAGUCAUCAUUUCUGUCAAUUGCCUUCAUGAUUGAGCUAUACAUUUUGCUUCACAAAUUUCCAAUAAAUGUGCAAUAACUUUU